AUGGUGAGGAGAGAUUCUGACCAAGAAAGUGGACCAUUAACCCAAGAACCACGAAUUCCAAUUAUGCUAGGAGAAUACUUUCCCAAAGUGUUCUUCGUAAGAGGACCAACGGAGACUGUUCAUACGACAACUUGCUAUCAAGUAGAUGACGAAGAUGUCUUGAAAGGAAGAUCUGAAACUCAUGAAGAGCAAAAUGUCUUGACGCAGCCAUUGUACUUCAAUAUUGAGGAAGCGGUGGAACUUCUUGAAGCAAUAAGCAUAGCCUUGGUAAAUGCGUUGAUGGAUCUUAAUAUUCAUCCAAAUAGAAUAAGAGAGGCCAAAAAAUUAGAACCUGAGUUUCAAGACCGUGCUAUCUGUUAUGCGACAUGUGCUUCCAUCACAUUCACCAAUGAAGAUCUUUUGUUAGGGUCCAAACCACACAACUGUCUACUUUUCGUGUCUGGGCUUCAAUCAAAAGGGCAAAGAGCUAUGGGCAUGAUCAGAAUUGAGCUCGUGAUAGGUGAUUUAAGGUCCAACAACUUAUUUCACGUGAUUGAUGCCAAGACUUCCUACAAUCUUCUCUUAGGAAGGCCGUGGGUGCAUGAAAAUGGGAUAGUGCCUUCGACUUUACAUCAAUGUUUCAAAUUUUACAGAGGUGGAGUAAAGAAAAUCUUGGGUGAUGUCAAACCAUUUAACGAAGCCGAGUCUUAUUUCGCCGAUGCCAAGUUUUACAUGGAUGAAGACAUGGUAUAUGAAGUUAUUUAUGCUGAGGUCCACUUGACAGGCAAGGCCAUACCAAGAAAAGAUGAGCAGUCAAAGUGUCUUUCCACUGAAGAGAAUGGCGAUAAUAAGUCAAAAAGCACUGGCUUUGGACAAAUGGGAUCACCACCGAUAGAUUCACAGAAGGUAUCUAUUCUUGUUCUCCGUAAUGUUUCAUCAUCCCGAAGGAAGGAGGGCCAAUCCCCAUUUGGAGAAGAAGUGAAACCAAGGAAGUUAGGAGAAAGUGACAUGAAGUUCUUGAAGGAGUCUACAACCAUGCAUUUACCCAAGUUGAGCAAUUCAGAUGUGUCGAAAUCUUCAAUUCCAGGGUUCGUCAGACCAUCACAAGAUGCAGCAAGACGUGAAUAUCUUUCGGUCAAAAGAACUAAAGAAGGUUUUGAUCCUAAUGCUUAUAAGCUCAUGUCAAAGGCAGGUUAUGACUUCGGCUUAUCUUCUUCAGUGGGGGAGCUUAAUCCAGAUGUCACAGGAGAAAGGACACAUGGCCUUAGCAAAACCCAAAAGAAGUUGAAGGAGCAAGGUUACAUGAUUGACUCAGCUAGAGCAGGCCUAGGUUUUACUCAUGUCGCACCUGUCAAGAUCUUUGCUAGAAGAAAAGAAAAGAAGGAAGAAGCUCAACACAUUAGUGUCGAAGUGGUUGAGGAGGAAGAAUAA
Prunus armeniaca (apricot) is the source of this 1410-nucleotide messenger RNA. The record is from the annotation of a GenBank genome assembly. Lineage: Eukaryota; Viridiplantae; Streptophyta; Magnoliopsida; Rosales; Rosaceae.